UUCUGGCGCGUGCGCACACGGAUCAGGGCAAAACGACUGAGUGGUUGAUGUUUCCCGGAGAAGUUUUUGUAUUUACGACGCGAUUGCCGCGUCAAUUCAAGUCAAAUAUAGACGCAAAUGCCUCAAAAUUCGUCUUUUCUUAAGCCCGCGAAACGGACGUUGAGGUGAAGAUUGAGGACGUGAUAGAAGAUGGACGACUACUGCUGUGCUAAGAUGGCGACGUCAUGUCAAAGAGAAAGUGAAAGACAAUCAGAAACUUCCAGCAAAUCACCAACGGAGAUAAAGACCAAAGAUGAAGACGUCCAGCAGCUGAUUGGUCUUCCAGAAAAACUUCUGCCUCAGUCAGGCAGGAGCUCCACUUUGAAGCAGGAGACUCCACAACCACCCUGCAUUAAAAAGGAAGAGGAGGAACUCUGCAUCACUCAGGAGGGAGAGUGUCUUGUAGGACCACAGGAAGCUGAUCUCACCAAGUUUCCACCGACUGUUGUCUCUGUGAAGACUGAAGAUGAUGGAGAGAAACCCCACCCAGACAACCUCUUAGCUCCACUAUCAGACGUCCAGCAGCUGAUUGGUCAUCCAGGAGAACUUUCCCCUCCGCCAGGAUGGAGCUCCACUUUGAAGCAGGAGACUCCACAGCCACCCCGCAUUAAAAAGGAAGAGGAGGAACUCUGCAUCACUCAGGAGGAAGCUGAUCUCACCAAGUUGCCGCUGACUGUUGUCUCUGUGAAGACUAAAUAUGAUGAAGAGAAACCGCAACCAGACAACCUCUUAGCUCCACUAUCAGAUAGUGAGGCUGAAGACGAAGUUGAAGAACCUUUAAGCAGCGAUACGGACUGUGAAGAUGAUAUUGGGACUCACACUGACAACAAACACUCUGAAUGCUCUAAAAAGCGGAGCGUUCAAACACAUUUCAGCUGCUCAGUUUGUGCGAAAAGCUUUACUAAAAAGAGCACUUUGACUCGGCACAUGAGAACGCACACGGGUGAAAAACCAUUUAAAUGUUCAUUUUGUGGUAAAGGCUUUUCUAUAAAAUGCAAUUUGACCGCGCACGUGAGGACACACACCGGAGAGAAACCUUGCACUUGUUCAGUUUGCGGUAAAAGCUUCUCCCUCAAAAAGAAUUUGACUGACCACAUGAGAACGCACACCGGAGAAAGACCGUUUAGCUGCUCCAUCUGCCGUAAAAGCUUUACGAAAAAGUGCCACAUGACUCAACACGUGGGAGCGCACACUGGACAAAAACCAUUUAUGUGCUCAGUUUGCGGUAAAAGCUUUUCUCAGUCGAGCCAUUUGACGCGACAUGUAAGAACGCACACGGGAGAAAAACCUUUUAAUUGUUUAGUUUGUGGUAAGGGUUUUACUAAAAAGAUUAGUUUCACUCAACACAUGGGAAAACAUACAGCAGAAAAACCAUUUAAUCGUUCAGUCCGCGGUAAAAGAUUCCAUCGUAAUUUAGACACAGUCAGACACAUAAGAACACACACAGGAGAAUAACCAAUCAGCUGUUUGGUUUGUGGUAUGUUGCUCACCUGUGAGACCCAGGACCUGCUCAAAAUAAAUUGACUGAUUAGUCUUUCACAAAUAUUCGAGGUAUUUGUACAACUUUCCUAACGAGUAAAAUAGUUACUCCUUCAGGCAAAAAUUGACGUGAUGUUGGGGAGGAAUUGUUGUGUCAUUCAGUGAUGCUUUCACCGUCUCUGCAUAACUGUGAACAUCGACAACCUUCGUAUGCAACACAAAUAACAAUUGCUAUUGUUACAAAAUGCACACCCCAUUGUAUUUGUUUAUACUGUAUAUUUUAUAAGAAAGGUCUGUGUUCUGCACAGUAAUGCCAUACAUAAAUAUUAGAGAUGUCCGAUAAUGGCUUGUUUGCCGAUAUUCUGAUAUUGUCCAACUCUUAAUUACCGAUUCCGAUAUAUACGGUCGUGGAAUGAACACAUUAUUAUGGCUAAUUUUGUUGUGAUGCCCCGCUGGAUGCAUUAAACAAUGUAACAAGGUUUUCCAAAAUAAAUCAACUCGAGUUUGUCA
Molecule: messenger RNA, 2028 nt
Organism: Nerophis ophidion (straightnose pipefish)
Lineage: Eukaryota; Metazoa; Chordata; Actinopteri; Syngnathiformes; Syngnathidae
Product: gastrula zinc finger protein XlCGF8.2DB-like
Exons: 3
Coding region: 190-1494 (434 amino acids)
Biological process (GO): regulation of transcription by RNA polymerase II
Molecular function (GO): RNA polymerase II cis-regulatory region sequence-specific DNA binding; DNA-binding transcription factor activity, RNA polymerase II-specific
Source: RefSeq, a predicted model, not a curated record